AUGAGCCAAUACAUUGUAUUUGCAUUACUGUUAUCCUGCAUAUCCAUUUAUGCAACUACUGCAGCUAUUUUCGAUGCAAAAUUUACUAAACCCUAUGUUCUAAAGAAAACGUGGGUGGAAAAUUUUGUUAAGUUCCAGUACAUUUUCGAAGGGAGAAAUGCCACUGCAAAGAUUGUUCCAGUAGGAUGUGUACCUUCAAAUCAGGAUGAUGGUGAAGUAUUAAAAGUUGGAGGUACAUUCGCCGAUAAGGACUUCGAAUUUGCUUGUCAACAAAGCGAGGAUGGUGUUUUGAGCUACGAAGCUGUUGCUUGCGUUGACGCACACGGAAAACGAAUGCAGCUGGGAGAAAUGCGAAAAUUGGCGAAUGGUACCGUAAUCCUACAUUGCAACCUUUACGGUGGAGCAUUGAAAAAAGUAGUGGAACGAGCUGCUGGAUGUUAUUAUAAUGAAACCAUCUAUGGAGAGGAUGAGAAGUGGAUUGAGCCAUUGAUAGACGACAAGUCGAUGAGGAGAUAUAAAAAAGUGAAGCCAAUCAAAGCGAAGCUGUCUGGGAACACUUCGGAGCUGACUGGUCGAUUGAUGGAGUGUUUCCGUCCUCAUUACAGCUACUAUGAAAGCCAUUUGAUUGGUUGCGCUGUUGGCAACAUUGGUAUACGCUUCGAAGAGACUAUGGAAUUGGGUAAUGGUAAAAUUCUGAGAUGUGUACAAGAUGAAGAGGGAGUUAUCAAGCUAGUUAAUGUGGAAUUAGAUGAAUUAUCUUGCAAACUCGAUAAUCAAACCUAUGCCCAUCUUGCAAAAUGGAAGGACGAGGGCAGAGCGGCUGAAAUGCAGUGUAGUUACGGACAUUUGAAGAAAACUGGCUGCAUUAUGAGUGGCAAAUCCUACGGUAUUGGUCAAGAGGUGCAACUUACGAAUGGUUGUAUCUUCCUGUGUCAUCCGCAGUCAAAUGUGUACAUUUGUGAUCAGCAUAUUGGGAACUGGACAGUUGAAGAAACUAAGAACCAAACAUCAUCAUGGAUCAGUAGCGCAUUGAUCAAGUAA
Cylicocyclus nassatus is the source of this 1041-nucleotide messenger RNA. NCBI's taxonomy places the organism in Eukaryota, Metazoa, Nematoda, Chromadorea, Rhabditida, Strongylidae. The record is from the annotation of a GenBank genome assembly.